AUAAGUAAUAAGCAAUAAGCAGCCCCACAACUUCAAAAAGUUUUUUUUUCUUUCUUUUCCUAUCUCUAUUUGAAAUCUGUUUCAAGGGAAGAAGGAAAAUUUUAUGAUUUUUUGAGGGUUUGUUAAGAAUAAAUAGAAAACAAUGGCGAACAAUGUUGCUGUUAUUGGUAUCUGUUCGGUGUUCUUGGUGGCAGCAGUGGUGGCAGCAGUGGUGGGUGUUACGCAUUUAAAAAACAACGGUGAUUCGAAAAGCGGUGAAAUAUCGAGUUCGACGAAAGCGGUGCAAACUGUUUGUCAACCCACACAGUUCAAAGAGGCAUGCGAGAAGAGCCUGGAGUCAUCUAAUUCCACCGACCCUAAGGAGCUGAUAAGGACGAGUUUCCAAGCAGCGAUAGAGGAAAUAAGGAAAGUGUUGGCGAAUUCAGCGACGAUACAAGACUUGAAUAAAGAUGACAACAACAAAGCAGCCCUUAAGGUUUGUAAAGAAGUAUUGGAUUUAUCAAUUGCUGACCUGCAACUUUCAUUUGAUAAGCUGGGGGGAUACGAGAUGAGUAAGAUCGGUGAUUACUUACUAAACCUGAGGGUGUGGUUAAGCGGUGCCUUAACUACCCUACAAACAUGUGUAGACUCAUACGCGGAGGUAAAUAAAGAACAAGCGGAAAAGAUGAAUUCAAUUUUGAAGACUUCAAUGGAGCUUACCCAAAAUUCUUUAACCAUGGUGACUAAGUUAUCCACCAUCUUGAAUGACCUUAACAUUCCAGGCAUCAAUAUCGACACAACUGGGUUUGAACGUAAGCUCCUGUCUAACGAUGGACCUGAGUGGAUGGGCCACGCUGAGAGGAGACUACUUCAAGCAAAACCAACAGAUUUGAAGCCUAACGUUGUGGUUGCUAAGGAUGGUAGUGGGAAAUAUGAUACCAUCACCAAGGCCUUGGCUGAAGUCCCUCCAAAAAGCCCCAAUCGAUUUAUUAUUCACAUUAAGGCUGGUACUUACAAGGAACAAGUCCUUUUACCUAAGGAGAUGACUAAUGUUAUGUUCAUCGGUGAUGGUCCAACUAAGACCAUCAUCACCAAUGACCUUAACUGCAUUAGGGAUCAUCCGCUUAAAACAUUCGGCACUGCAACGGUUGGUGUGGAUGGGGCUGGUUUCAUGGCCAGGGACAUUGGAUUCGAGAACACAGCAGGACCUCCUGGUCAUCAAGCAGUAGCUUUUAGGGCAACAUGUGAUAUGGUCAUCAUGUUCAAUUGUCAUUUCAAUGGAUACCAAGACACCCUUUAUGCUCACAAACAGAAACAAUUUUAUAGGGAUUGUCUCAUCAGCGGGACAGUGGAUUUCAUUUUCGGGGAUGCGGCGAGUGUGUUCCAAAAUUGUCUGAUCAUUGCGAGGAAGCCCGGUGAAAACCAAAACAACAUGAUUACAGCCCACGGAAGGAAAUUCCCAUACACUCACUCAGCCAUUGUGCUUCAAAAUUGUACCAUCUCAGGCGCCCCUGACUACCUCCCGGUGAAGGACAAGAGCAAGACGUACCUUGGUCGUCCUUGGAAAGCUUUGGCGAGGACCAUCAUAAUGCAAAGCAAUAUUGAUGACAUCAUUACACCAGAGGGUUACUCCCCCAUGGAAGGCACCGUAGGACUAGACACCGGUUACUUUGUAGAGUUCCAAAAUAGGGGACCAGGGGCUAAAACCGAAGGCAGGGUCAAAUGGCCAGCUAUCAAGACAAUCGAUAUAAAUGAAGCCAAGAAAUGGACUCCUGGCGUCUUUCUUGAAACUGAAACUGACAAAUGGAUUUCGCAAACCGGCACUCCUUGUUAUCCUGACAUGGUCCCUGGAGUGUAAACUUCCAAAACCAUCGCCAUUAGUAUUCUUUUAUUAUCAUUAUUAGUAAUCAUGUUGUCGAUUAUUGAUUAAGUUAAACAAUUUUUUUCCUAUGUUUUAUUUAUAUUAAUAAUAUAUUCUUUAUUA
Messenger RNA from Gossypium raimondii (Peruvian cotton), 1963 nucleotides. Its product is annotated as pectinesterase. The record is from RefSeq and is a predicted model, not a curated record. Gene Ontology annotation, molecular function: pectinesterase activity; pectinesterase inhibitor activity. Gene Ontology annotation, biological process: cell wall modification. The transcript has 2 exons. NCBI's taxonomy places the organism in Eukaryota, Viridiplantae, Streptophyta, Magnoliopsida, Malvales, Malvaceae. The coding region runs from base 143 to 1837 and encodes 564 amino acids.